Trifolium pratense (red clover) is the source of this 3481-nucleotide messenger RNA. RefSeq lists its product as uncharacterized. The transcript has 5 exons. NCBI's taxonomy places the organism in Eukaryota, Viridiplantae, Streptophyta, Magnoliopsida, Fabales, Fabaceae. The record is from RefSeq and is a predicted model, not a curated record. Bases 1007 to 3157 code for a protein of 716 amino acids.
AUAUAAGCACGAGCGUGGAGAGAAGAUAAAGUCAUUGGUGACGACGAUGAUGAUGAUGAUGAUAUCAUAAGUUUUUUAUUAGAUUCUGUGAUGAUAAUAAUCUUCUUCACUUCGAUCGAUCAAUUUCAAGUACGCUUUUCGACUCGUUCGAUCUCCUCCGAGUUAACUCACCUCUCUAAGGUCUGUUGUUAUUAAGCGGAAUCAUAUAAAUUUUUUGUUAUUUUGUAAAUUGUAUGGGAAUCAACAUGAAGAGUGAAUUGGAAUUGCAAUGGGAAUCAACAUGCCAUAUUUGUGUCACUCUAAUGGCUUUCAGGGUUUAGAAACUUAUAAUUUCUUCUUCUGUUGUAUUUUUGUUGCCUUGUUGUAUGACUUUCUUUUUGUCGUUAGUUCUACAAAUCACUGUCUGUCUGUUGUAUUUUCUACUGAACUAUUGCAAAUAAGAACAUUUUUAGACGGCCUCUAAUUUUUUUACUUUGUAUUAUGUAAGAAGAGUUAAUUAAGGUUGUUCUUAGAUAUUCUAAUUGGCCGUUGCAGUGAUAGAAGAAUAUGGAAUAUCUCAUUUAUAAUACGUCCCAUAAGUGUAGCUCAAAUGGUAGCUACCAGGGACGUUAUUGGAGUGGUCGGGGUUCGAACCCCGGAUUCCACAUUUCUCCACAUUUAAAUGUGUGAGAGUCUAGCCACUAGGCUACUUAACCAAAAAAAAAAAAUACAGAUGAAGCACAUGGGUUAGAUGUAUAAACCUUCAACCUUAACAAAAAGGGAAGGAACAAUAGUCAAAUCCCAAGAUUUAUAGGAUUCCUAUCACAAUAAAAAAUAAAUUAUAUUAGCUUUAUUCUAGGAAUAUAAUUUACAAAGCUUUCCAUCUGCACCUCAAGCUUAUGUAAUAUAAUUUAUAAUUAAAAUUCCAGACUCCUUAAGCUCAUUGGCAAGCUGACCUUGUGUGGACACAUAGGAUUUGCAAAUAACAUUUUUCCUCGGAAACCUCCGUGCUAAGUAUCUGCAUAAUAUGGAUCAAGAAGAGAGCAAGAUCGACACUGAGCAUAACAUAGAUCAAGAAGAGCGCAUAGUCGACACUGAGCAUAAUACGGAUGAAGAAGAGAACAAGCUGGGCUCUGAGAAAAACAUCGAUCAAGAAGUGAGCAAGAUGGGAACUGAGCAUAACAUGGAUCAAGAAGAGUGCGGAGUGGGCACUGAGCAUAAUACGGACCAAGAAGAGAGCAAGAUAAUCACUGUGGAUAGUAUGGAUCAAGACGAGAGCAAGAUGGGCACUAAGGAUAACAUGGACCAAGAAAAGAGCAGGGUGGACACUGAGCAUAAUAUGGACCAAGACGAGAGCAAGAUAGGCACUGUGGAUAAUCUGGAUCAAGAUGAGAGCAAGAUGGGCACUGAGGAUAACAUGGAUCAAGAAAAGAGCAGGGUGGACACUGAGCAUAAUAUGGAUCAAGAAGAGAGCAAGAUGGGCACUAAGAAUCUUCCUGAUUUUUCUUCUAGUCCUAAUCCUCAGUCAUCAGAAAAUGAUGAUAGCAAGAAGGAUACUGGUCUUCCUGAAGGAUCUAGUAAACCAGAGUUGAGUGAGAAGAUUACUCCACAAUCAUUGAAGGCCAAAAAAAUUGUUAAGAAAUCUCUUGUUGGUGUUGCUAAAUUGAAGGCCAAGAAGAACAAGAGAACCCCUCAGAUUGUGAGGAAAAAAAUAAAACGGAAGAUCAAAAAAGUAGGGGACAAUGCUGAAAGCUCUCACAAGGAAGACGAUAAACAGAUUUCAGACAGUCCCCGGCAGAAUGAACCACCUAAGGAGAAAAAUCAAGAGGCUGGAAACAAUGAUGUGAAGAAAAGUCAUAAUACGAUCAGUAAUGAUCAAAGUUCUACAGAGAAGAGCCGUCAGGAUAAAAAAGAUGAGGAAAUCAAUCUGUCGGAUAAGACUGAACAAGAACAGAAGAGUGAAGAGAAGCACACAGAGUCAAAUAAGGGUUCUAGGAGGAGAAAAAACAAAAACAAGCAAAAAGGCAAGGAAAAGAAUCUACCAAAUGACCAGGAAACGAGUCUACCAAAUGACAAGGAAAAGAGUCUAUCAAAUGACAAAAAGAGUGGAAAGCUUGGCGGUCUCAUCUUUAUGUGCAGUGCUAAGACAAAGCCGGAUUGUUUCCGCUAUCGUGUCAUGGGUGUUUCAGCUGCUAAAAAGGAUGAUAUUUUAAAAAUUAAGCCUGGGCUUAAGCUUUUUCUUUAUGAUUUUGAUCUGAAGCUACUAUAUGGGAUUUACAAGGCUUCAUCUUCUGGUCGCAUGAAGCUUGAACCCAGAGCUUUUGGUGGCAAGUUUCCUGCCCAGGUGCGGUUUAAGAUUGUUUCUGAUUCUUUCCCGCUACCCGAAAGCAUUUUCAAAAAGGCUAUCAAGGAUAAUUAUAACAAAAAGAACAAGUUCAAACCAGAACUUACUGUUGCGCAAGUUAGGAAGCUCACUAGACUUUUCCGACCAGUUGGAGCUCAUUCAGCUGUGCAGCAGCCUGUUUAUUCUCCUCCAAAAGCAAUAAUUCGAGAAAGGGAAGUUCCGGGUCGGGUUAGGGAAUCACAGCACCAUUCACACAGGGAAAGAGCUGCUGGACAUCGAUUUGAGCGUCGAGAGGAUAUUCCCCGUGAUUCAUUUCUUAUGGAGAUGAAUUAUCGAGCUUAUGAUCGAAGAAAUGUAGCUACUACUUCGCAUGUUAAUCCUAUAAUGGAACCUUACGAGAGAGAUUAUGAACACCGUCUCGUGGAACCUCGCUACCGGAGCAAUGUCCCUGCUCAUGUAGAAAGUCUUCGAAGGGAUCCUAUUUAUUUGAAUGACCGUGAACAGCAGAGCUAUACUCGUGUUUUUUCAGACCAUAUAAAUGAUCCUUAUGCCUAUCGAUACGGUGCUUCAUCUAGGGAUGCAUAUUUGGCUCCAUUAAGUAGAGAGGACAUCACUCCAAGCUCGUAUUUGGCUGGGGGAAGACCUUUCUCCGGGACUGAUAACUUGCGAAGGAGAGAGAUCGUUGAUGAUAGGCAUUACUCAAUAUAUUCUGCUGCUGAUUCUUUACCUGAUUACCAUCCAAUACAGCCAUAUCGUGGAGACAAGUUGGAAUCCUCACCUAUACGAGUUUCAGCUCGUUACUCCUUUGCUGGCCCUUCUUUUUCUCGUCGCUAACUUAGAAAUGCAAUUUGAAUCCCUUGGCAUGCCUUCCUUUUGACUAUCUUUCAUUUUGAUGACUGAGAUAUUUUAAAUUUGUAUUAAUGCUAAAUGCUUAGGUACCUCUGGAUUCGGGAAAACAUUUUUUCAUUGAGUUUCGAAUGUUUUUUAAUGUACGAAUCAUCAUUACAACCCAGACUCUAUAUGGAACUUUGAUGAGGGGCUAGUUUAUUGUCAAUUGGUGAAGGAUUUGAAUAUGAGGUUUGUAGUUAAUCACUGUAUAGUGGUUGAAUGGAUGCAAGAGUUUUAGGGUGAAUAAUGAUUGCCUCACCGAUUUUGUUA